AUGGCUUCAAACGGCAGUUCCGAUGGCCUGAUCGUGAGUUUCGGUGAGAUGUUAAUCGAUUUUGUGCCGACGGUCUCCGGCGUGUCGUUGGCGGAGGCGCCGGGAUUCUUGAAGGCACCUGGUGGAGCUCCGGCCAACGUGGCGAUAGCGGUGGCGAGGAUAGGCGGAAAGGCCGCCUUCAUCGGAAAACUCGGUGACGAUGAGUUCGGUCACAUGCUCGCCGGUAUCCUGAAGGAAAACGGUGUCUCCGCCGAUGGCAUCCCCUUCGAUAAAGGUGCACGCACCGCCCUCGCUUUCGUCACCCUACGCGCUGAUGGAGAGCGUGAGUUCAUGUUCUAUAGGAAUCCAAGUGCUGACAUGAUGCUCACUCCCGAUGAAUUGAAUCUCGAGCUCAUUAGAUCCGCUAAAGUGUUCCAUUAUGGAUCGAUAAGCUUGAUUGUGGAGCCAUGUAGAUCAGCACAUUUGAAGGCAAUGGAGGUGGCCAAGGAUGCCGGGGCAUUGCUCUCAUACGACCCCAACCUCCGGCUGCCACUGUGGCCCUCGGCUGACGAGGCCCGAAAGCAAAUCAUGAGCAUUUGGGACAAGGCGGAUGUGAUCAAGGUCAGUGAUGUUGAACUAGAGUUCCUCACAGGGAAUAACAAUAUUGAUGAUGCUUCGGCAAUGUCCUUAUGGCACGAUAAUUUGAAGCUUCUCUUGGUGACCCUUGGAGAAAACGGCUGCAGAUAUUACACUAAGAACUUCCACGGAUCAGUUGAUGCGUACAAUGUCAAGGCGGUGGACACAACAGGGGCUGGCGAUUCUUUUGUAGGAGCCCUUCUCUGUAAGAUUGUUAGCGAUCAUGACAUAAUCCAGGACGAGCAUAGAUUGAAGGAAGUACUUAAAUUUGCAUGUGCCUGUGGAGCAAUCACCACAACUAAAAAGGGGGCGAUCCCAGCUCUCCCAACCGAGAAAGAAGUCCUCGCCUUUCUCGAAGGGGAAGGAAAAUAG
This is a messenger RNA of Fraxinus pennsylvanica, 987 nucleotides long. NCBI's taxonomy places the organism in Eukaryota, Viridiplantae, Streptophyta, Magnoliopsida, Lamiales, Oleaceae. The record is from the annotation of a GenBank genome assembly.